Penicillium nucicola is the source of this 1233-nucleotide messenger RNA. RefSeq lists its product as uncharacterized. Bases 1 to 1233 code for a protein of 410 amino acids. The transcript is spliced from 3 exons. The record is from RefSeq and is a predicted model, not a curated record. Lineage: Eukaryota; Fungi; Ascomycota; Eurotiomycetes; Eurotiales; Aspergillaceae.
AUGUUGUCCACCUCCCAUGAUGAUGAGGAGUUGGUCUUGCAACCGACUCCGUCCCGAAUGCCAUCCCAAAUGCCAUCCCAACCGUCGUCCCAACUGUCAUCCCGAAUGCCGUGGCAACAACCUCAUCGUCCGGGGUCGAUGACGUCGUCGGGGGGUUACUUAGGAUCUGAUCUUCGAUAUGCUCUGCACCCCUCCCAGUCCGGCAUCCACUCUGAAGGAACGGGUCAAACGAGCGCCGAAGGAACCCAAGGUUGGAGCACACCUAAUGACCCGGACCCUGGCGCUAUUCAAAUGGACAAUUCUUUGCUGGAUGAUAUCUCCGAGAGAUAUGCACCAGGGGAAGGAGGUAUACCGCAAUGUGUGGAGGUUCCCGGACUCGAGAUCGACCCGAGUCAGCCUUCAGAUGCCACUUUGUCUACCAUCCAGUCUCGAGCAAUGCUUGGUGCGCCAGACUCCAGUGACGCCAUGCCACUUGCUCCACUGUCAAUUCAGCAGGCCAUGCGUCAGGUGAUGAUAUCGGUGAACCAGGUGUCUCGCAAUGAUUACACUUCUGAUCCAGUGUCUCAGGGGAACAGAGACCUUCAAGUACUCUACAGCUAUCUAAAUAAUAAUGGAAUGCCGCCGCCACCAUCCCAGUCUAAUGUGUCAUCCCAAAGGCGCGAUAAUGAUGACAGACACAGCGUCAUCUCAUUACUCAUGAGAUCUAUCAAUACCAAUGGUGCUGCUAUCAUUGUGAUCACAAAACUUUCCGACAGGAUAGAGCAAAUGAUCACGAGCGGAUUCACAAGGACAAUCCGAAUUUACAUCAUGUACCUCCGACUCGAUACGAUUUCCCAGUCCCUUUACACUGCUUUGGUUGUCCCAGAAAUACAUUUGACUCGUGGGAAGUUUUCUGGAAGCACAUCAAGGACCACACCUUUAUUUCUCGUUCCUCCGCCGGCCCUUCAGCCAAAGGUGGUUCAAGCCGUCGCGAUUCACAUGGGGGAGGGAACGGUGGAAAUGCAAAUGGCCCUGGCUAUGGACCUUCUACAGCUGGCCCAAGCAACUACUUCGCACAGCAAUCUCAAACCGGGAGUGACAUCUAUCCUAGUACAUACCCCUAUAGAGAUUCCUCGUGGGCUCAAAAUGGCAGUCAUCGGCGACACUCGGCCUGGGAUAGCCAGUCAAGCGUUGAUCACCACCACGAGAGCGAUCCCAUGGCGGUUUCAUAUAUUCCACAGGGACCCUUACUAG